Molecule: messenger RNA, 1062 nt
Organism: Lactuca saligna
Lineage: Eukaryota; Viridiplantae; Streptophyta; Magnoliopsida; Asterales; Asteraceae
Source: the annotation of a GenBank genome assembly
AUGAAAGAGCACUCCACGAACAUUGACAAGAUGAAUAAGGCAGUAGAUGAUUCUGCCUCUAUUUGCAACAACACGGCUGAAAAAGUCGAUAAACUAAUUACUAAUUCCAUGUCAUUCAUGGAGAAGAUCCAGAGCUCCUUUGAGUCCAACACUGCGAAGGCUAACAAAGUCAUUUCUAGUUUGGGAUCAACCCUUAAAACUGAGAAGCUUCAAGAUGAUCUCGCAAUGGAGAGCAAAAUAAUGGAUGCUCUUGCAGUCCAGACUAAAAAAGAGAAAGUCCUGAGCAUCCAACUCGAAAAUGUUGAGAAACAAGUCAAUGAUUUGUUAUUCAAGAAAACAGGUAUGGAAACCUAUAUCUUAGAUGUCAUUGGCAUUCUUUCGGAUAUCAUUAAGACUAUGGACUCAAUGAUUACAACCAUAUUGAGGAAGCAUCUUGCAGAGAAACUAAAGCCCGUCUUCGCCAUGCUUCUUCAAAUAGAAGGUGUUUUGGAAUCUAGCUUCAUUUUGAAACAAGGCGGAGAAAGUAUGUCGCAAUCUAAGAAGGAAGACUCCAAACCCUCAGCCAAGAGCCCUGUCAAAAGUGAAUUUGAGCCUAAAGGAAAAGAAAAACUUUUUAGACAAGAACCUAUUAUUGACCAAAGCGAAGAUGAAGAGCCUAAUGAAAACGAGCUCAAAAGAAGAAAAGCAGGUGAAGCUGAAAUGGAUGAGCAUCAAAGGAUUGUCUGUGAGGCUGAAGCAAAAGAGAAAACAGAAAUAGAAGCUCAGACCACACUUGAAAGCUUAUUUCCAGAGUGGACUCUACAGCGAAUUCAGAACGAAGUUGAGGAUCUACCGAGUCAAUAUUGGCUAAAACUAGUUAUGUCAUUCGAGAUUCAGAAUACAAAAGAUUCACAACUGGAUCUCCUAAAAACUCCAAAAUCAUUCAAGUUUCGCUCUUUUGUAAGAGUAGUGAAUGUCCUAUUCGUUGAUAACGACGCAGACCAUUUUCUUUUCUCAUUCUAUCUCAAACAUAUGCAGCAACAAUAUGAAACGUGGAGUGCUAGCAAGAUUACUACAAUGUAG